AUUAAAUUCAAUCGCUGUAUAAUUCUCUCAUCUGACCGUUGAGCGAAUCCGCUCUGGCACUCUCUCCGCCACCCUACCAUCCAACUCCAUUAACUACUUCCAAUCCUCAUGAAUUUAAAAAUAUCGAAUUUUGGAUGCCCACUUUAUGCUAUUAGGUGGGUUUGACUCAGCAGCCAUAGUUGACAAUCGGUCUUGUUUUCUAUGUAUAAAUCAUGUAGUCAUUUCCCGGAGACUCCACUUAAUCCAAUUUGCUCCAAUUCAAAUUUAGAGUGAGAAUCGUGAAGGGGAUGGAGGGUGUUGGAACUCAAGUAGCGAAUAUGGGAGAGACGGAAUUGAACUCCUGUGAUCGUGAUCGUGAUCGUGAUCGUGAUUGUGAUGAUGUUUCGCAUCUUUCUCUUGACAUAGGAGGUUCUCUAAUAAAGAUGGUUUACUUCUCAAAUGGCAGUAGCUGCUCCUCUGAUGAUCAGAAAGACAGCUAUUUAAAGGAUGAAAUUAACGCAUCCGUUGGCACCUCCAACCAGAGUGGCCUAAGAGGGAAACUUCACUUUCUGAAGUUUGAAACAAGCAAAAUCCAUGAAUGCAUCAAGUUUAUAUCUUCCAAGCACCUUCAACACUAUGGUGAUCAGGAUAAUAAGGACCUCAUCAUUGAAGAAAAUGUUAUUAAGGCCACAGGCGGCGGGGCAUUUAAAUUUGCUGAUUUAUUCAAAGAAAAGCUAGGUAUCAUUCUGGACAAGGUAGAUGAAAUGAGCUGCCUUGUCGCUGGAGCUAAUUUCCUACUUAAGGCAGUGAACCAUGAAGCAUUUACCUAUAUGGAUGGCCAGAAGGACUAUGUCCAAAUUAACCACAAAGAUCUGUACCCUUAUCUCCUUGUUAAUGUGGGUUCUGGAGUCAGCAUGAUCAAGGUAGAUGGCGACAAUGAAUUUGAGCGAGUCAGUGGAACAAGUGUCGGUGGUGGAACAUUCUGGGGUUUGGGAAGACUUUUAACCAAGUGCAAAAGUUUUGAUGAGUUGUUAGAAUUGAGUCAUCAAGGAAACAACAGAGUGAUAGACAUGCUUGUUGGAGACAUAUAUGGUGGAAUGGAUUACUCAAAGAUUGGUCUUACGUCAACGGCAAUUGCUUCUAGCUUUGGCAAGGCAAUAUCCGAAAACAAAGAACUCGAAGAUUACAGAUCUGAGGAUGUAGCCAGAUCCCUCUUAAGAAUGAUCUCAAACAAUAUUGGACAGAUUGCUUACUUGAACGCAUUACGUUUUGGAUUGAAGAGGAUAUUUUUCGGAGGAUUUUUCAUAAGGGGACAUGCAUACACAAUGGACACAAUUUCUGUUGCAGUUAAUUUCUGGUCGAAAGGCGAAGCGAAAGCUCUAUUUUUGCGGCAUGAAGGGUUUCUUGGAGCAUUGGGAGCUUUUAUGAAGUACGAGAAAAAUGGAUUCACAGAUAUCAGUCAUCAAUUUAUGGAACAAUCUUGCGCAAUACAAAUAACCCAACCCCAUAAUGUAUAGCUAGGUUUAUUGGAGCUCAUCAUCAGGGCUACUUUUGGUACAUCACUUCUUCUUAUAUUAUUCAUUUCUAUGCCUUUUCUAAUUCUACUAUGUAUUUUUGGAUUUGGAUUUUCCGAGUCGUUUACAAUUAGAAAGCAAUGCGAUAUUUUCAAGGGUAUUAAACA
Salvia miltiorrhiza (redroot sage) is the source of this 1660-nucleotide messenger RNA. Its product is annotated as pantothenate kinase 1. Lineage: Eukaryota; Viridiplantae; Streptophyta; Magnoliopsida; Lamiales; Lamiaceae. The transcript has 10 exons. Gene Ontology annotation, cellular component: cytosol; nucleus. The coding region runs from base 288 to 1496 and encodes 402 amino acids. Gene Ontology annotation, molecular function: ATP binding; pantothenate kinase activity. Gene Ontology annotation, biological process: coenzyme A biosynthetic process. The record is from RefSeq and is a predicted model, not a curated record.